This is a messenger RNA of Schistosoma bovis, 1586 nucleotides long. NCBI's taxonomy places the organism in Eukaryota, Metazoa, Platyhelminthes, Trematoda, Strigeidida, Schistosomatidae. The record is from the annotation of a GenBank genome assembly.
AUGACUACUAGUAGUACUACUAACAGUACAACUACUACUAGUACUGCUACUACUAGCACUACUAAUACAAGUACUACCACUCCUUAUACGACAACUACUAAUACUACUAAUACCAGUAAUACUACUACUACUAAUAGUACUUCAAGUACUACGACUACUAGUACUAAUACUAAUAGCAAUACCAAUACUAGUAAUAAUACUCCACGUUCUACUACUACUAGUACUACUACCACAAGUACGACUACUAUUAGUACUGCCAAUACUCGUAGUGCUACUAAUAGUACUAAUACUAACAGCAAUAAUACUCGUCGUCCUACUACAACUAGUACUACUACUACUAGUAAUACUACUAUUAUUACUACCACUACUGGUACUAAUAUUUCUAGUACUUCCACCACUUGUACGAAGAUUAUUAGUAAUACUACUGCAAGUAAUACUACUACUAGUAAUACUACUAAAAGUACGACUACUACUAGUAAUACUACUAAUCGUACCACUACUAUUAGUAAUACUACUACUACUACUACCACCAUUUGUACGACAACUACUAGUAUUAGUUCUACCAGCAAUACUUCUACUAGUAAAACUACUACAAGUAUUAUGACUACUACUACUACUACUCCUAAUAGUACUAAUAAUAGUACUAUUGCUACUAGUACCACUACUAAUAAUACUACCACUACUUGUAGGUCAACUACUAGUAAUACUACUACCAAAAAUAAUACACAUCGUUCUUCUACUACUAGUAAUACUACUACUAGUACUACUAUUAUUAGUACUACUACUACUAGAAUUACUUCUACUAGUAUUACCACCACUUGUACGAAAACUACUGGUAAUACUACUACCAGUAAUAUUACUACUAGUACUACUACUACAAGCACGACUACUACUAGUACUACUACUAAUAGUACUACUAAUACUGGUAGUUCUAAUACUAUUUCUACUACUACUAGUACUAUUAUUACUAGUACUAAUAUAAUUAGUACUACUACUCCUACUACUACCACUACUACUAUUAUUAAUAUUAAUACUACUAGUACUAAUACUAUCAGUACUACUGCUACUACUAAUACGACUACUAGUAUUACUACUACUAGUAUUACUACUACUUAUUCUACCACUGCUUGUACGACAACUACUAGUACAACUACCAGUAAUAAUACUACUAAUACUACUACUACUGCAACUAUUACUAAUAGUUCUACUACUACUAUUAAUACUACUACUAGUACUACUAUAAUUAGUACUACAACUACUAGUACUAAUACUUCCAGUAAUACUACUAAUAAUACUAGUAAUAAUACUUCUACUACUACUUGUACUACUUCUACUAGUAAUAUUUCUCCAACUUCUACCACUACUGGUACUACUAUUUGUAAUACUACUAAUAAUACCACUACUACAAGCACGACUACUAUUAGUAAUACUACUAAUAGUGGUAAUACUACUGGUACUUCUACUACUAUUUCUACUACUACUAGUACUAUUAUUACCAGUACUAAUAUAAUUAGUACUACUACUACUUCUACUACCACUACUACUAUUAUUACUACUAAUACUACUAGUACUACCACUUUUUUAAC